CGCCAAAACAACGAUGAUUUUUCCAGAGUUAGUGGGGAAUCGAGUGUUGAAUUGGCUUCUAAGACAAGCUUAAUCAUUGGACAUUGCAAAAAGUUUAAGCUUUUAUUUUUCAUUCCUUUACUUGCCUCUCUCUCUCUCUCCAUGAUAACUUGUUGGGAUUUUUGUGGGAAAAAGUGGUGGUUGGAUUGAGUGCAAAGCAAUAAUAUUGAGCUAGUAUGAAAAUAUCAGUCUUGGUUUAGUGUCAUCCCUUGAGAAUUGCAGGUUUUGUGUGUUCAGUUUUCUAGGAAGUUUAUAAAGAAUUAUAUUUUCAUUUGAUAGAGAGUGCAGCAAUGGCAGCCUUCCGGCUGCUUCUCCGCAAUGUGGUCCUCUUGUCAUGGAUCAGUUUAAUCUACUCUGGGGCGAACCCGCAAGAUGCUGCUGUACUCCGAGCAUUGAAAGAUCAAUGGGGAAACAUGCCUCCUAGUUGGGAUAAAUCAGACGAUCCUUGUGGAGCAUGGGAUGGUAUUACCUGCAACAAUGCCACCUUAAAGGUCACUGCAAUAGGACUAUCAACAAUGGGACUAACAGGAACCAUGACUGGUGAUAUUGGGGGGCUCACCGAACUAAUUUCCUUGGACUUGUCAUUCAACCCUGGCCUCACAGGUCCACUUUCUCCACGGCUAGGAGAUCUGCGAAGCUUGAACAUAUUAAUUCUGUCAGGGUGUAGCUUUUCUGGCAAUAUACCAAGUGAAUUGGGAAACCUUGCAAACCUGUCUUUUCUAGCGCUUAACAACAAUAACCUAACUGGGAAUAUUCCACAUUCCCUUGGCAAACUUUCCGAACUCUACUGGCUCGACCUAGCUGAAAAUGAGUUGACAGGGUCUCUCCCUGUAUCAACACAAUUAUUCAAUCCACUGUGA
Olea europaea var. sylvestris is the source of this 899-nucleotide messenger RNA. Its product is annotated as probable leucine-rich repeat receptor-like protein kinase At5g49770. The record is from RefSeq and is a predicted model, not a curated record. The coding region runs from base 330 to 899 and encodes 189 amino acids. NCBI's taxonomy places the organism in Eukaryota, Viridiplantae, Streptophyta, Magnoliopsida, Lamiales, Oleaceae. Gene Ontology annotation, molecular function: protein binding. The transcript is spliced from 6 exons.